Molecule: messenger RNA, 1455 nt
Organism: Closterium sp. NIES-65
Lineage: Eukaryota; Viridiplantae; Streptophyta; Zygnematophyceae; Desmidiales; Closteriaceae
Source: the annotation of a GenBank genome assembly
AUGAGAAGUUUUUAUUCUCCACCCGUCCUCCUCGUAGCCUCCAUCUUCGUUGUCGUCCUCUCGUUACUGUCACAAUCAUCUCCCGUUACAGCCCGAUCCGUUCCGCGAAACCUGCACCUCGUGUGCGAGCCGGGAUGUCUGCACAACGGCACGUGCAAGCUGAACCCUAAGACCAAGGAACCCGAGUGCGAGUGUCAGCCGUACGAUCACGAGACGGGGCUGUACUUCCGCGGGAAAUCGUGUCAAACGGAGGCCGUACGAUGCAACGGCACGUGGUGGUGCGAGAACGGCGGGAAAUGCGUCGCGAUGGGUGCUCAGGGGUUCCUCUGCUCGUGCCCUCAUAAGUUCCAGGUGCGGCUCCCUCUCCCGUACAUCGUACGUGAGUCGACUAGAACAGCGGGAUAUGCGAUUAGCGAUGGGCGCCCAGUGGUUCCUCUGCUCGUGCCCUCACAAGUUCCAGAUGAGCCGUCAGGAGAGAAAACAGGGGGCAUGAGAAAGGGUUUCUCUGCUCGUGCCCACAUCAGUUCCAGGGCUCCAAGUGUCAGACGCCUGUGUGGUGGCCUGCAGCACGGGGCUCUGACGCCUGUGGUGGCCUGCAGCACGGGGCUUUGGUGCGCCAACGGAGGCAUGUGUGUGUUCUCAGAGGAGGCCAACGCCACCAUCUGCAAGUGCCCUUCCACGCACACUGGCGCCAGCUGUCAGACGCUGGUGGAAGCUCAAGAUUUCGGUCCAUCGGAGCAGCUGCGGACCAACUUCACGUCGCCCCUCAUCAUCCCAUCCAACUCCACGCUCGACUUGAUAGUCGACGAGCGAGACAAGUACUUUCACACCUUCUUCGCCCUCCUUGGCGCUCUUGUCUUCGUGUGGGUGGUGUCUCUCUGCUUCGUGUACCACUCGCGCGAGCGCAGGCGCAGCAGCAGAGCGGUUGCUGUGUCUGCACCCCCAGUGGCGGCGCCGCCGCUGGCGGACGGGCAGCUGACGCAAGUUCCGUUAGACAACCCGGCGAGCCAGGAGCGCGCAGCCAAGGAUCAGCAGCUGCACGCCACGGAGACGAGCCUGAGGACCAAGGAGGAGGAGCUGAGGCGCAUGCAGGAGGCGGUGCAGAAGCGCGUGGCGCAGCAGGUGACGCGCGUUGAGCAGGAGGCGAAGAAGCUGGAGCAGCUGCGGAAGGAGUUGGAUACAAUAGAGGACCCGACCAAGAAGGAGGUGGCGGAUUUGAGGAAACGGAUCGAGCUGGUGGAUCGGGAGCUGAGGCCCAUGCGGGCGCUUGUGGAGAGGAAGGAGAAGGAGCUGAAGGAUGCCACCACGGCAUACAACAACAAGAAUGCACAGAAGUCAGAGCUGGUUGGGAAACUGUUCGAGAUUGUGACAGAGAGUGAGCGGCAACGGCUGGCCAAGCUGGAGGAGAUAACCUCGCUGCUGACGCAGAUGGAACGGAAAGAAGGGGGGCAGUGA